This is a messenger RNA of Papilio machaon (common yellow swallowtail), 713 nucleotides long. RefSeq names its product protein CutA homolog. Bases 13 to 555 code for a protein of 180 amino acids. Gene Ontology annotation, molecular function: copper ion binding. Gene Ontology annotation, biological process: response to metal ion. NCBI's taxonomy places the organism in Eukaryota, Metazoa, Arthropoda, Insecta, Lepidoptera, Papilionidae. The transcript has 3 exons. The record is from RefSeq and is a predicted model, not a curated record.
ACUGUCAUUGUCAUGUCACUGUCAGAGAAGCUUGUUGAUAUUCGUGAAUGGCUUCAAAAUUUUAUAAAACAUUUUGUAUACUUUCUAACUAAUAUAAUUGUUUAUGAACUCUUGGUUAUGAGGAUGCUUUUGAAUUUGAACAGGAAUUACGUAUUUACAAUUUACUUAACCAUAAUUAGACCUGGUUUAGUUGCGUCACAAGCGAAUAUGUCUUCGGGAAGUAUUGAUGCAGAUAAAUAUUCCGUAGCAUAUGUGACAGUGCCAAGUACAGAUGUCGGAAAGACAAUUGGACAUGGAUUAGUUAAGAAUAAGCUUGCUGCUUGUGUCAACAUUGUACCCCAAGUUACCUCAAUAUAUGAAUGGAAGGGAGAGAUCAAUGAAGACAGUGAGGCGCUGUUAAUGAUAAAGACUCGUACAUCUAUGGUUGACAAACUGACAGAAUUCGUCCGCUCCAAUCAUCCAUAUGAAGUUUGUGAAGUCAUAUCUUUGCCUAUAAAGAACGGUAACCCACCGUACUUGAAAUGGAUCGGUGAAACAGUACCAGAAAAUUUAUAAAACUGAUUUGUUUAAAUAUAUCUUGUCUUUUCAUAACCGUAGAGAUUCCACUGUUGUGUAAUUUGUAUUAAUAUAUUUUGAAGUAAAAUUACACAAUUAAAUAGGACUUAAUUGUUACUCAAACAACGCAUUUAUUGUAAAAAUUAGUUACCUUUGCG